ACCAUUCGACUACCUGUAGGAUUGCAUUGAGAGUGUAAGGGAGAGGUGAUGCCCAGGAGGUAAUCCACAUAAUAUAGUGUGACACUAGUCGUUUUUUUUACGCCUCUGUGCAUAUUUUGCUCUCAUGCACCAUUAUACCAGUUAAACAUCAGGUAAAAUAAUUAAACCGUCGUAAUCUCAAGGAGAGAUGACAUCACGUUGCUCGUGAACAGGCGGUGCAGGAUGCUCCACGUUUAUCCUUCAAAUCCAGUUGAAGAUGUGCAGAAAGCCGGGACAUUUUCAGAAAGCUCCAUUUGAAUGGCAAUACUGAUCUACAAUCAGCAAUCGAUCGAGUGAUCAUUCUUGCCUGUGAUCGGUCUGCAGCGUGACUAAUCGCAAAGGACAACAAUAAAAGAGGAUGAAGAUGAAUCAAACGCGCGUUGUUUUUUUAUUUAUUUUUUGUUGUUUACAUUGAGCUUCCGACAAGCGCUCUGUAGUAAAGUUGCGGUGACCAAACUACAGCGGUGCUAUAUGAAGAUCAAGAUCCAAGAUCUUUGCCCUCGCAGAAAUGCCAGUGCGUGCCGUGACUUCCAGGUUCAUGUACAGGGGACUUUGCUCAAUUCCAGAUAUCCUCUCCUACAAGACUCCUAUCACCCUCCCCGAGGAUGAAGUGGAGGAGAUCCGGGAAGCCUUUAAGGUGUUUGACCGUGAUGGGAAUGGAUUCAUCUCAAAACAGGAGCUGGGAAUGGCCAUGCGGUCUCUUGGUUACAUGCCAAACGAGGUGGAGCUGGAGGUGAUCAUUCAGAGACUGGACAUGGAUGGUGACGGUCAGGUUGACUUUGAAGAGUUUGUAACACUUCUUGGACCAAAACUUUCUUCUGCUGGAAUGCCUGACAGGUUCCAUGGAGCUGAGUUUGACUCCAUAUUCUGGAAGUGUGACAUGCAAAAGCUGACUGUGGAUGAGCUGAAGAGACUCCUGUAUGACACCUUCUGUGAUCAUUUGACUAUGAAAGACAUCGAGAACAUUAUCAUGACAGAAGAGACUCACUUAAACAGCCCAGAGUGCCAAGUAGAUAUUGACACAAACCCCACGCAACAAGUCAAGCACAAAUGUGUGCGUAAGAGCUUGAUUUGUGCCUUUGCCAUCGCAUUUAUCAUCAGCGUCAUGCUCAUUGCAGCCAAUCAGAUGCUUCGAAGGGGGAUGAAGUGAACUGUUUCUAAAACCAUGAAUGACUGACAAAAGGAAGUAAGGUAAAAAUGCAAAAAUGUCCAGAUAUUUAACAGUUUAUAGGGUCAAAGAAACACCAAAGGAUUCAUUGUUAUUUUACUAUUAUCUCAAAGUAAAGUCAGACUGUUCUUAGACAGGCAAAAUAAAAGUAGAGCCCAAAACAAUAUAGUUCAAAAGUGUCAUGUGAUUUUUGUGUAGGAAUUCAACAGGAACAACAGUUAUUCAAGAUAAUUGUGCUAUAUAGUAUUACAUGUCUCUAAUCAGUUCAUGCUACUGAACAGAGAAA
Molecule: messenger RNA, 1493 nt
Organism: Xyrauchen texanus (razorback sucker)
Lineage: Eukaryota; Metazoa; Chordata; Actinopteri; Cypriniformes; Catostomidae
Product: calcium-binding protein 7-like
Exons: 5
Coding region: 548-1189 (213 amino acids)
Molecular function (GO): calcium ion binding
Source: RefSeq, a predicted model, not a curated record